Messenger RNA from Balaenoptera acutorostrata (minke whale), 2783 nucleotides. RefSeq names its product methyltransferase 23, arginine (gene METTL23). NCBI's taxonomy places the organism in Eukaryota, Metazoa, Chordata, Mammalia, Artiodactyla, Balaenopteridae. Gene Ontology annotation, cellular component: cytoplasm; nucleus. The record is from RefSeq and is a predicted model, not a curated record. The transcript has 5 exons. The coding region runs from base 411 to 983 and encodes 190 amino acids.
UCCAGCAGUUCCUUCGUGGCCGGCUUCCGUCCGGCUCACAGCCGGGGCUUCCUGCGUUCUGUGUCUCGUUGGCCAGUUUUCGGGUCUGUUCUCACCACGUGGCCAUUUCGUCGCCCGAGGGGUGCUUACCCCCUUUUGCCGUCGGGUAGUAGCGACCCGACGUGGCGCCGGGGAGACGGCCUGAGCCGGUCUGAGAGCACCCGCGCGUGCAGCUUGGCAGCCUGGCGACCUGGCGCCCUCCCCUGCUCCCGGCCUGCCCGGGGGCCGCCGACUCCCCUCCGACCGAGCGUGGCCUCCGAGGGCAUGUGGUCCGGGCCAAGCGUUUUCGGUUCUCGGAGGAGCCGGGCCUGGGAGCUGAGGGGGCCGUGCUGGAGGUCCGCGUCCCGGAGGUCCUGCAUCUUCAAUAUGGAAUGUAUGUUUGGCCCUGUGCUGUGGUCCUGGCCCAGUACCUGUGGUUUCACAGAGGAUCUCUGCCAGGAAAGGCUGUCUUAGAGAUAGGAGCUGGAGUGAGCCUUCCAGGAAUUAUGGCUGCAAAAUGUGGUGCUGAAGUAAUACUGUCAGACAGCUCAGAGCUGCCUCACUGUCUAGAGAUCUGUCAGCAAAGCUGCCAAAUGAAUAACCUGCCUCAGGUGCAUGUUGUGGGACUCACGUGGGGUCAUGUAUCUCGGGAUCUUCUGGCUCUACCACCGCAAGACAUUAUUCUUGCAUCCGAUGUAUUCUUUGAACCAGAAGACUUUGAAGACAUUUUAACUACAGUUUACUUUUUGAUGCAGAAGAACCCCAAGGUCCAAUUGUGGUCUACCUACCAGGUGAGAAGUGCUGACUGGUCACUUGAAGCUUUGCUCUACAAGUGGGACAUGAAAUGUGUCCACAUUCCUCUGGAGUCUUUUGGUGCAGACAAAGGAGAUAUAGCAGAAUCUGCCCUUCCAGGAAGACAUACUGUUGAAAUGCUGGUCAUCUCCUUUGCAAAGGACAGUCUCUGAAUUAUACCUAAAAACUGUUUUGGGACAAUGUCAAUACUGAUUAGCAACCUGGCAAGCCAACUGUGUGACUCAGACCACUUCAGCUUGAGUACAGUGGAUCUGAAGAUGGUCAGAUCUGUUGGCUUUAGAUUGUGAUGGGUCACAUAACCAUUGAAACAAAAAUUAAAACUCCUAUAAGAAAAAGAACUUCGAUUGUUCCUAAGUCAUUAAAACAGGGCAUAAAUUAGGUUAUGAGAAGAGAAUUACUUAAAACCUUAACAAAGUGCUACCUUAGAGCAUUGAGGAUAGUCAGGUACUGAACUGGCAUUUCCACUUUAUAACUUAGGGGGAAAAAAAUCAACUACUAAACAUUUCAGUUUCAUUCUAUACAGUCAGUAACAUUCACAAGAUAAUUGCACAGGUCUUUCAAAUAAACGGGGGAAAAAAGACCAAGACAUAUUCUGAGAAAAGCUAACACCAAGAAAACGUUUUAAUUAAACUACAGAAACAAUGGUUAUAGUACAGAAUAUUCAUGAGCAAAAAGAUACACCAUGUUAUAAGUACUUACAAAGUUACAAACCAUUUGUUUCCUUAACAUUUUCCACAUUUUAAGUUCAUACAUGAAGAUGAUCGGAUUUACCAUUUUUGUGGGGGAGAGGAAGAAAAAAAAAAGGUGUAUUUAUCAUCGCUAGAUGUGCUCACUGUAUGCUCCGUUAUUUAUAUGCAAGGCCCGGGUGACUGGAAGUGCAGUUGUCAGGCAUUUUAAUAAACUGGACAGCCAUUUGUUUCUGCACGACAGGCAUCUUUACACAGGAGCAAUCAGGAGAAAACAGGAAACAGCCAAGCACUCUGCACUGCAACACGCCACCUUAACAGCUAACCAGCAUUACUCAACUGCUACACAACUGCGCCUAGUGCACAAAAAUACAUAAGAGAAGAGAUUAGAAUUGUGUUUGGUAAACAAUCCUUUUUUAAAAAAAAAUCAAGUCUUUUCACCUGAAAAGUCUUUAUACAAAUUUGGGUUCAGUUUACCAUUUAGACCUGAAGGUAAAUAACAUAUACAAACAAUUUACACCAACUUUCGUAGGUUUUUAAUUUUAAGGUAUGAAGGCAAUGUUGAGUCAAUCUCUUGACAGCUUUAGGCUGUGUGUAAUGGCUGCACACGUUUCCUUAAAAGUCAGGAGGCCACAAAUUAGGUUACCAAUCUGUUUAAUUUCAAACAAAAAAAGUCAGCACUAUAUAAACAAAAAGGAAAUUUUACCUCAAAUAUCCAAGCCAAUAAUGAAAUCUGAAGUCGUUCACCUCACUAAAUUACAAGAAAUUUGAAUAACAGCAACAAAAUGGCACAUAAAAUGAGUUUGCCACCUGAGGCAAAGCUUAAAACAAGUAAAAAGUUAGACAAAAUGUUACAAAAUAACCUUUUCAAUAGCCAGUUGCUUGUUCCAAGGACUCUUCAGUGGACUGAGUACUACUGAGUACGUGGGUCCUUUUUCCCCAAGUCUUCCUUUAUGUUGCUUGUCGACACAUCUAGGUUUGAAAAGAAAGAAGUUCAGUUUACCUUCCAUUAUUAUGAAAUCAUCAAAGGUGCACAUGGUUUUAAUUUCAGUACUUACUAAGGAUCUGGUGAAACCAGUAGGUUACAGAAAGGUUCCAACCAGCCACUAAUCACAGUUUUUUAAAGGCCCAAUUAGGAAAAUUUCACAAAGGCUACCAUCAGCAUUAAAAGUUUGUUUAUGUAUUCUUGGCCAAAUAACCAAGGUGAAAAAUGGUAAGGGGGGAAAAAAGAAAAGAAAAAAAAAAGAGGGCUGUAUCCAAACAAAA